This is a messenger RNA of Lactuca sativa (garden lettuce), 1161 nucleotides long. RefSeq names its product dehydration-responsive element-binding protein 3. Gene Ontology annotation, molecular function: DNA-binding transcription factor activity; DNA binding. Gene Ontology annotation, biological process: regulation of DNA-templated transcription. The record is from RefSeq and is a predicted model, not a curated record. Lineage: Eukaryota; Viridiplantae; Streptophyta; Magnoliopsida; Asterales; Asteraceae.
CAAACCUUGGUGGCUACAUGCAAGUCGCCUUUUUCUCUUUCUCUCUCUGUCUUACUGUCUACCUCUCUCUCUCUCUCCAUAAAUAUAGUAUAUAUAUACAUGGACUCAUACCAACAAUUAUGGGUGAAUUAAGACUUCAACACUUGUAAACCCCUCUUCAUUUCUCCCUCCUCACCUACACCUCACAAUAAUACCUUACUUCUCUUUGUCUCUCUGAACACUCCGAACCUUCAUUCUUACUGGGAUACGAUCGGACUAUCCAUUUCAAGAUUUCAUUAUCACCACCGCAAUGGCUGAACUCUCUCGGAAAAUGAGCAAACGAAACAGAGAAUCUGAUAACAAAAACAACAGUCAGCAUCCGGUUUACCGAGGGGUUCGUAUGCGGGCAUGGGGCAAAUGGGUAUCUGAGAUCCGAGAACCCAAAAAGAAGUCUCGGAUCUGGCUUGGCACCUUUUCUGACCCAGAAAUGGCGGCGCGUGCACACGACGUGGCUGCACUCUCUAUAAAAGGCUCGUCGGCGAUCCUUAACUUCCCGGAGCUCGCCGGAGUUUUACCACGACCGGACUCUUGCUCUCCUCGUGAUGUCCAAGCGGCAGCCACCAAAGCCGCAGCUAUGACCCAUCUUAACCCAAUCACCACCACAACAACAACCCCAUCAACACCCUCCACGUCAUCUUCCUCGUCGUACUCUGCUGUCUCCACAUUAACUUCGGCUUCUGAGGAGGUGUCGACAAUGCCGCCACCGGCGGAGGAACUAGACGCGAUUGUUGAACUACCGUGUUUGAGUGAGAGUUAUUGUUCGGGUGAGUCAAGGAACGAUUACGUGUUUGUGGACUCAGGGUGGGACUACUACUCAUUAUCUACACCGUGGCCGGCGGAGUGCGAUGGUGGAUAUUUCCCCGGGGAGCCGUUGUCUAUAUUACCUUCUACUUCCUCUGGCACAUUUUUUUCCGACAACUAUUCAUGGCAGGAUUACUAAAAAGGAAAUUCAAAACUGAAUUUGUGUGUAUUUUUCUUUUUGUUUUAAUUAUAAGUUUAAAACACAUGUGGCCUUUUUAAAAUAAUUGGGUAAUUUUGGUUAGAAUAUUUACGGGAAGGGUUAUGUAUUACAAGUUUCUUUCUUUUUUAUAAUUAUCAGAAACCGAGAUUUUAGUUGAGAAA